This is a messenger RNA of Nicotiana tabacum (common tobacco), 1335 nucleotides long. NCBI's taxonomy places the organism in Eukaryota, Viridiplantae, Streptophyta, Magnoliopsida, Solanales, Solanaceae. The record is from RefSeq and is a predicted model, not a curated record.
AUGGCCUCAGAGAGUCACCUACCUAUCGUUGAGCCUGAAGAGAGCCUUUCAUCAGUUAUCCCACAACUUGAGUCAGCAACUGCUGAGGAGAAUAUGCGGUUAAGAUGCCGCAUGUUAGAAAUGUGGGAUGCAUGGUCCAAUGGCAGGGAGCCACCCAGUACUAUCCCAGGUUUACCCGAGUUAAUCCCAAGGACGGGAGGAACUACCAAUGUCCCUAUCUCAGUAGCCAACCCAUUCAUGCCAUCUGGGUUCCCCACCAUGUCAACAAACUUCACUGGAAUGCCUUAUGAGGUUCGCCCCCAGGCACCAUCUUCAGUAAUACCAUCUACCGUGUUCACAGCACCACCAGCUUCUAAACAGGAGAGAGUCUUGAGGAAUCCUGAACAAGAGGAGAUAGUACGAAAAAUCAAAAGCAUUGAGCAAAGCCUCAAAAAUAUACAAGGCCUGAGUGAUCAAAAGAGCAUGUCAUAUGCUGAUCUGUGCAUGUUCCCUCACGUGCAUUUACCUGUGGGCUUUAAUAUGCCAAAGUUUGAAAGAUAUGACGGGCAUGGAGACCCGAUUGCUUACUUAAAACAAUACUGUAACCAACUGAGGGGCGCUGGUGGAAAAGCGGAGUUGUUAAUGGCCUACUUCGGAGAGAGCCUCAUCGAAAUCGCUUCUGAAUGGUAUAUAGACCAAGAUAUCUCCCAUUGGCACAUAUGGGAUGACCUGGCCCGGGAUUUUGUGAGGCAAUUCCAAUACAACGUGGACAUAGCUCCGAACAUAAAUUCUUUAUCCAACCUCAAAAAGAAAGCCUCGGAAAGCUUCCGAGAAUACGCUAUCAAAUGGCGUGAACAAGCGGCCAGGAUAAAACCCCCGAUGGAUGAAACCGAGAUGGUCAGUGUCUUCUUACAAGCCCAAGAGGCCGAUUAUUUCCAAAACAUGAUGUCUGCCAUGGGCAAACCAUUCGCGGAGGCCAUUAAAAUUGGACAAAUAGUAGAAAAUGGCUUAAAAAUUGGCCGUAUCUUAAGUCAAUCAGCUCUAAGAGCCACUUCCCAAGCCAUUCAGAGCGGCUCGGGAAGUUUAGCAAGCCGGAAGAAAACAAAAGAGGGAGCCAUGAUGGUUUCGAGCUUAAGAAACUCUCGGAGACCCCGUGAUUAUUCUGGUCCACCUUCCAGGGCCCCGCAACAUUAUUACCCCCACCAGGAUGCAGCCUAUGCUAUGGCCCCUCAUCCUUAUGCAGUAAUGAACUCUCAACCGUUCACCCGACCACAACAACAUUACAAUCAGAACAGAGCUCCACCUCCAAGAAACAACCCUCCUCACCAAGCUCCGUAUAAUCCCCGUCCACCAUAG